AUGGAGAGACUCUUAUAGAAUGUUGAAAACAAUAAUAAUCUUCUCAUAUAGAUUAGAAGUUUGAAGGAUUAAGAUAGUAUUUACACUCUUUAAAGGUAAUUUUUUAUAAUUGAAUGAAUUAGGAAGGGGAAUUGCAAGUUUUAAGAAUUUUUGUUUUGA
This is a messenger RNA of Paramecium pentaurelia, 159 nucleotides long. NCBI's taxonomy places the organism in Eukaryota, Ciliophora, Oligohymenophorea, Peniculida, Parameciidae. The record is from the annotation of a GenBank genome assembly.